Aspergillus affinis is the source of this 2232-nucleotide messenger RNA. Its product is annotated as putative exonuclease. Gene Ontology annotation, molecular function: metal ion binding; DNA binding; 5'-3' DNA exonuclease activity. Gene Ontology annotation, biological process: mismatch repair; DNA double-strand break processing; DNA recombination. The transcript has 3 exons. Gene Ontology annotation, cellular component: nucleus. The record is from RefSeq and is a predicted model, not a curated record. NCBI's taxonomy places the organism in Eukaryota, Fungi, Ascomycota, Eurotiomycetes, Eurotiales, Aspergillaceae. The coding region runs from base 1 to 2232 and encodes 743 amino acids.
AUGGGUAUCAAAGGGCUUCAUGGCCUUCUCAAGUCCAUUCAGAAGCCAUGCCACCUGAAGAAGUUCAGUGGGCAAACCCUGGGGGUCGAUGCCUAUGGAUGGCUCCAUCGAGGCACGAUUGCUUGUGCUGUCGACCUAGUUCUCGACAAGCCAACAACGAAGCACAUCGAUUUCGUCCUUAACCGAGUUCGAAUGCUCCUUCACUUCGGAGUUAAGCCCUACCUGAUCUUCGAUGGAGACGAUCUGCCCAGCAAAUCUGGGACCGAGACCGACCGCCAUAAAAGACGUCAGGACAGCAAAGCCCUGGGACUAGAGCUGCAGCGGAAAGGCAGAACGGCUGAAGCGUACCAAGAACUGCAGAAAGCUGUCGACGUAACCCCUUUGAUGGCCCGUCAAUUGAUCGAUGAAUUGAAGAAGAUGAAUGUCCAAUACGUGGUGGCACCAUACGAGGCAGAUGCACAACUGGUUUAUCUGGAGCGGGAGGGCAUAAUCAAUGGCAUUAUAUCCGAAGACUCUGACUUGCUCGUGUUCGGCGCGAAGAGGCUGUUGUCAAAGCUUGAUCAAUAUGGUGAUUGCAUUGAGAUCAACCGAGCGGACUUCACGGCCUGUCGUGAGGUGAGCCUCAUCGGUUGGACAGACGCUGACUUCCGGCACAUGUGCAUCCUGAGUGGCUGCGAUUACUUGCCUAAUAUCGCCCGGAUGGGACUAAAGACGGCCUAUCGGAGCAUCCGAAAAUACAAGAGUGUUGAGAGAGCGUUGCGCAUGUUUCAGUUUGAGGGCCAAUACCAAGUUCCCGCGGACUAUCUCCAGAACUUCAAGCAGGCCGAGCUUACGUUCCUUUACCAGAGGGUGUUUUGUCCGAAAGCCAGAAAGCUGGUGACACUGACUCCGCUCGGAGACGAUGUCAAACUAGAAGAACUUACGUUCAUUGGGGACGAUGUGGAACCGGCCACGGCUGUGGGAGUUGCUCAUGGUGACUUGGACCCGACCACCAAGAGACCGCUCGUGGUAAAGCCCCUGGCAGUGAGACAACUCGCCAACGGCUUGAGUCGCCGACAAACGCUCGGCUCGUCAGCAGAGCUGAAGCCGAAGAAACCAAUCAAUUCAUUUUUCACCCCUAAAAGGGUUCCUUUGGCUGAGCUGGACCCGAACAGUCUCACGCCGUCUCCAAGCCAGCAAAGAUUGCUUGAGCGUCAUGCCAAUAACUCCUGGGCCAGCAACCCUGUGACUCCAAGGUCAGACAACGUGAGAUCGGCACCAUCUCUAAUGCGGCAGUCCUCUAGUCCCAUGGUGAGGAGCGUGGAGCGCAACUCUUUUUUAGCACAUGCCUCGCGAGCGUCUAAUUUACAGCCCGUCAAACGACAACGGCUGUGUUCUGAGGCGGAUGAGGCCACUUUAUCCAACCCACCUGAUUGUCGCAGCCGGUUCUUCGCUUCUGGGCAACAGGAUACUAGCCCAAGUGGGCUUAAGGCGACUCGAACCAAGAAGGCUCGGAAGUCUACUCUGGAUGUCUUCUCCGAUGACAUUGCAGAAGACAUCAUGACACAGCUGCCCGAACCAAAGCAGGAUACCAAAGAUGCUGGUGAUGCGGUCAAGGAUGCCAGGGAAGAUUCCAAAUCUUUACCAGGCCCUGCAAAUCCUCCUGAGGCCGCAGAAAUCACCACCAAGAAGGAUGGUGAUGUUGGGCGCACAGCGACCAGCUCGACCACAGCGCAUUCCCCCGACAAAUCUGUGAGUGUGGAAUUGAAUGCGGAGAUGUUUCAUCAAGUUUUGGACUAUCACGUUGCAAGACAAAAUUCCUCUUUACUCUCCAGGUAUAAUUUUCAGCCUAAUGCAGGUCCCAAGUCAACUAUCAACAACGGGAGCAACCCCCAAAAUACAAGAAGACUUGUUCCAGGAAGAACAGCGUCGCUGAGAAAUGGAAAUGGUGGAACCUCACCCAGGCGCCAGCGCCUGACGCCAUUACAACGUCUGGGUCAGACCGCCCUCGCUCGGUCUCAGUCCAUGAAUUCUAUCUCUCCUUCUGUUACGAAACCAACUCCUCGCACCCUCGGUCGAGCUACCAGCGCUUUGGAAAGUGACGUGGCAUCUCAGAACCCUAUCCUUAAUCCACAAGGCAGUGAAGAUAUGCUGGUCCCGGAUAGCGAAGAUGAAGCCGAUGGAUCGGACGUCGGCGAUCGACCAAAACCGGCUCCAUUGAACCUACAGCAAUUUUCCUUCUCGCCUGGAUAA